AAGCGUGACGCGCGAUCAGCUGGGACUGAGAAGGAAAGCUUUGGCAAGUCAAUUUACAAAUGUUAUUGAUAAAUGAGAGAUGCACUUUGUGGUUUUUCCUCACACGAUAAAACUGUGGUGUGACCGAGGUUAAGUUAACUGUUGCUGCGCAGAACUGACGCCCGCCAUCAAACUUUAUUUACAGCAGAACCUUCAUCCACAUGCAUAACAAUGGACUCUAAUGGAGCAGCGUAAGAUGAGAUGACGUCUGUGUGUUUUACGCAGUGAAAUCCGAGCAAAGCCAGAAUCACGUAAAUGAACUCCAGUGAAGCAUCAGCUCAGCCUCAUGUCGUUUCUGGACUGCUCCUGUAUCUCCUCCCACUCACGAGUCCAGUCCUUCAGCAUAGAGGAGCAGUAUGAAGACAUCAGCCAGCAGUGCUCGAGCAGUGAUGUCUCUCCGUGUUCUGUGUUGAUGGAUGAGGAUGACAUCACAGGUCUCUCCACUGACCCCGCCCACUAUCAGCUGCUCUCACAACUGGGCCGGGGCUUUAAUAACCUCAGUCAGGUGAGCAUGGCUCGACACACACUGUCUGGCCGGCUGGUGGCGGUGAAGAACACUGACCUGGAUGAGUGCACAGAAGAUGAGCUGCUGCAGCUGAUGAAUGAGGCUCUGUUGUCCAGACUCUUCCGUCACCCGAACCUGCUGACGUCCAGACAGGUGUUCAGCUCGUGCUGUCAGCUCUGGGUUCUGUCUCCUCUCAUGAGCUACGGCUCUGCAGACUCUCUGCUCCGGUCGUAUUUUCCGGAUGGAAUGAGCGAGUCUCUGAUAGCGUACCUGCUGUACGGGGUGCUCCGAGCGCUGGAGUACCUGCAUCACAUGGGUUACGUGCACAGGGGUGUGAAGGCCAGUCAUGUGCUGCUGUCAGCUGAAGGCCGUGUGUGUUUGUCGGGACUGCAGAGUGUGUACAGUCUGAUGAAGGAUGGCAAGAGGAUGAGAGCAGUGUUUGACAUGCCUCAACACAGUCUGUCUCUGCUGCCCUGGCUGAGUCCUGAGCUGCUGCGACAGGAUCUUCACGGCUAUGGAGUGAAGUCAGACGUCUACAGUCUGGGAAUCGUGGCGUGUGAGCUGGUCAGUGGCAGAGUGCCGUUCCAGGACGUGCCGCCCACUCUGAUGCUGCUUCAGAAGCUGCAAGGUUCUCACUGCUGUCUUCUCGACGUCCCUCCUUAUCCUCUCAGAGACAUGGGUGCGCUCAAGGUGUCCCGCUCCGGGGUGGAUUCGGGGAUCGGCGAGAGUGUUGCGACCGGAAGUCUGACCCGUACUGCCACAGCGGAGAGACCUCAAAGCCCCGCCCCCAAAAACCACUCGGCCACACUGCACAACCUGGUCCAGCUGUGCCUGCAGCAGCAGCCUGAGCGCAGGCCGUCUGCGACAGCUCUCCUCACCCAUCCCUUCUUCAGACAGGUGAAGAAACACACGAGGGACUCUUUCCUCAGUUUGAUGUAUCCGGCCGUGCCAUUGUCCUGUCCUCCAGAUAUGCCUCCGUCUGAAACACCCACCCAGACCUGCAACACCCCGUCACCCACCCACCCUGAGCCCGAGGAUAGCUUGUGGGAUUUCUCUUGAACCUCGUCGUCUGUUUCUGUCUCUCCCGUCCAAUUCUUGAUAUAUAUUCCAUAUUAAUUUGUCCUAUCCAGCAGCUAGAUUUGGUCAUUUUGCUGUUCACUUGGUUUGUGUUUAUGUCACACCAUGUUACUUUAGCCCCGCCCACAGUGAACUCACUAAAUCUCUAUAUGGACCAAAGUAUUGAUGACAUCAUCUUGCACUCAUGGGCGUAUCUACAUUUUUAGCCAAUCAAACAUCUGCCUAGACAUUUCCUGAUUAACAAAAGCAAGUAUAUACUCGUUAAUAAUGUCUGUGCCCUCAACUAAAAGCCAGUUAGCCUUGGGCCGCACGAUUAAUCAAAAUAAAACUGAAAUUGUGA
Carassius gibelio (silver crucian carp) is the source of this 1961-nucleotide messenger RNA. RefSeq names its product STE20-related kinase adapter protein beta. The coding region runs from base 326 to 1603 and encodes 425 amino acids. Gene Ontology annotation, molecular function: protein serine/threonine kinase activator activity; ATP binding; protein kinase activity. Gene Ontology annotation, biological process: protein phosphorylation. The transcript is spliced from 13 exons. The record is from RefSeq and is a predicted model, not a curated record. NCBI's taxonomy places the organism in Eukaryota, Metazoa, Chordata, Actinopteri, Cypriniformes, Cyprinidae.